CCUCACCAAACCCAACAACAGUCUGGUGGUACAGAAUCUGCGGAUAAGGACAUCAAUGAAACGUUACAAGGAAUAAAAAGCAAUCUUGAGCCUAAGGUUUAUAACAUCGCCCAAGAGCUGCUGGGAAUUAAAAGGUUUGGAUCAAAAGUAAGGGAUAUCAAUGAGAAGUUAAAAAGUGUAAUACAAGAAGGUGAUGCUCUAGGUUUAAUGAACUCAACCAUGGGAUCUGCAUCCUCAAGGCCCAGGGUAUUCAGUGAAAGGCCACCAACGAGUUCUUGAGUGAUUAAAUCUGACAUUUUUGGCAGAGACGAUGAUAAGUGGGAGAUUGUUAAAUGGUUGCAAUCAAACGAAACUGCAAGUUCCAGUGACAAUAAUGAUAAAAAUUUCUCGGUGCUACCCAUAGUUGGUAUGGGUGGAGCUGGAAAGACGACCCUUGCUCAACUUGUUUAUAAUGAGACCACAAUUGAGAAGUAUUUUCAGCUAAAAAUUUGGGUAUGUGUAUCAGAAGACUUUGAUGUGGUGAGGUUAACAAAAGAAAUUCUCGAGUCUGCAACUAGGACAUCCCCUUCUUCUAAUUCACUAGAUGUGCUACAGUCAAAACUUAUAGAAGCAUUGCAAAAAAAAAGAUUCUUAUUGGUUCUUGAUGACAUGUGGAAUAAGGAUGACGAGAUAUGGGAUGCCUUAACCACUCCUUUUGCAUUCGGCAAACCAGGAAGCAAGAUAUUGGUUACAACAAGGAACAAAUACGUUGCAUCAAUGGUGCGCAUUGUAGAGAACGAUCAUGAUCUAAAAGGUCUAUCAAAUGAUGAUUGUUUAGAUUUGGUUAGAAAGCACGCAUUCAUGGAUGGUGAUUCAUGUGACGCAAAGCGAAAGAUGAAAGUUUUUGGAGAAAAAAUUGUGAAGAAAUGUAAGGGUUUGCCUUUGGCUGUGAAGACACUUGCACGCCUCUUGCGAAAUAAAAAGGAGAACAUUGAGUGGGAAGAUAUUUUGGAAAAUGAAACAUGGAAUUUGAAAGAGGGUAAGAUCCUUCCAUCGCUCAUGUUGAGCUACCAUCAUCUUCCACCACUUCUGAAGAUUUGCUUCCAAUAUUGUGCUUUGUUUCCCAAGGACUACGUAUUUGACAAGAUUGAUUUAGUCAUGUUAUGGAUGGCGGAAGGUAUUGUUCAACCAAAACCAAAAGGAAAGAAACGGGUGGAAGAUAUAGGGGCUGAGUAUUUUAAUGAACUAUUUAUGAGGUCCUUUUUCGAGUUAUCUAACCGUCGUCCUAAUCAUCCGGCAUCCCCUUUUCAUACGCCACUACCACUGGAUACUUAUGAAUGUUCUGCUAUUGUGGGGUUACCUAACUCAAUUACAAGGCUUUACAAUUUACAAACACUGGUCCUAAAUGACUAUUGGAAUCUUAGAGAGUUUCCUGAAGAUAUGGGUAACCUCAUAAACCUUUGGCAUCUUUUUCUCCCUUUACAGUCAGAAGAGGAUUAUUUCUAUAAUAUGCCAUUAGGAGUGGGAAACUUAACUAGUCUUCAGACAUUGAGCACAUUCAUUAUGGGGCCAAAAAAUAGUAGCGAGUUGAGGAACUUGUCCCAACAACUCCGUGGGAGUCUGGACAUUUCAAAUUUGGUAAAUGUAAGCUAUUAUAAUGAGGCAGAAGCCAUGAUGGACAGUUUAAAGAACAAGACACACCUUCUUGGGCUACGACUGCGGUGGAGUGCUUAUGCAAGCAAUGAUAGUUUUCCUAAUUUGGAAAGAAAUGAAAAAGUAGAGGAGGAUGUACUGGACCGAUUACAACCUCCUACAAAUCUUGAAGCGAUAUGGAUUCAAAACUAUGGUGGUACGCGAUUCCCAAGCUGGAUAGAAAAUCCUUCCUUCUCUAAUUUAGAGACUGUGUGUCUCUUUAAUUGUCGGAAAUGUAGGUUUCUACCUCAUCUUAACCAACUGCCCUCUCUCAAAUACCUACACAUCAACAAUUGCAAUAUUGCUAUAAACAGGAUGGGAGCAGGUGAGUUUUCAGCUAAUAAUCAUCAAUUUAGAGCAUUGGAGACAUUACGUAUUGAAAGUAUGGAUGAGUGGGAGGAGUGGCCCGAAUUGGUUGGAGAAGAAAAAGAAAAAGAUGGAGGACAAUUCCCUUGCCUCCGUGAGUUGAUUAUAGGUGGAUGUCACAAGCUAAGGAUGAUCUGUCUCUGCUUUCCUGUCUUGGUGAAGCUGGAAAUAAAAUAUUGUGAUGACCUGACUGAACUACCUAGGCUUCUUCUAUCAUUACAACAAUUCAAUAUUCAUGAAUGUCCAAAAUUGGUGGCACUUCCAAGUCUUCCAUCCAUUGAAAGGUUGAAUUUGGUGAAAUGUGACCAAAUAACAACAUUGUCUGACUCUCACCACCCAUCAUCAGCAGCAGCAGUAGUAGCAGCAACAAUACCAACAACAUGUGGUGUUGAUUACUCAUUACAUCGUCUCUGUGAUCUGUCAAUUGCGGAUUGUCCCAAUUUGAGAGAAUUAACAGACAUCCUUCCUUCCUUGGAGACACUCCGCAUGAGAAAUUGCAAAGAAUUUUGUUACAUUCCCAAACUUCCAUCUGUGAAGGUUUUGAGUUUGGAGAGAUGUAAGGGGAUGGAAUUCAAAAACAAAACGGUGCCUCAUUUCUCAUCACUUUCCUCGCUGUUUAUUAAUGAUUUGUCAAAUCUUAAAUCGCUGCCUGAUGGGUUUAUGCACCACAUGACAGUACUUCGAGAAUUGUAUAUCUAUAGUUGUAGAGAGCUUACGGUUCUUUUUCUUCAGAACGAGAGUACUGGAUUUGAUCUCCAGCUUCUUCCUUCAAGCCUUGAGCAUUUGUUCAUCUCCAAUUGUGACAAACUAUUGAAGCUACCACAAAGCAUGUGCAAUCUACUUUGUCUCCAAGAAUUUGAAAUUCAAAGUUGCUCUGCUCUUGUGUCCUUCCCGGAAACAGGGUUACCAACUGCGCUUCAACGAUUGGUGAUCAGAGAUUGUGGGAGUUUCGAAGCCCUGCCCAUGGGACUACAUACUCUAACGUCUCUCCAAAAUCUUGAAAUCACAAGUUGUCCAGUUGUUGUAUCCUUCCCGGAAACAGGGUUACCCACUACUGCGCUUCAACGAUUGGUGAUUGGAGAUUGCAAGAAUCUAGAGUCCUUGCCAAUGGGAUUACUGCACAACCUCACAGCCCUCCAAAGAUUAGAAAUCAAAAAGUGCCCUGCUCUUGAGUUCUUUCCAGACAUGGGGUUACCCACCGCGCUUCAGGAGCUACUGAUUCUAAAAUGUGCGAAGCUGAAUUUUUUGCCCAACGAGCUGCACAAACUCACAAAUCUUCAACACCUGAAGAUUGUGGAAUGCUCUUCUCUCAUGGAUUGCAAGAAUCAAGAACCCCUCCUCUACUGGGGUUUUCGUAAUCUCACCACUCUUCAAUCUCUCGUCAUUAGUGGAUGUCCCACUCUCGUCUCCAUUUCAAAGGGCAUGCUUCCCACCAAUCUUAUGUCUCUGGACAUCAAGAACUGCCCAAUUCUCGAAUCCCUGCAUGAUGGACUCUCUGACCGAACCUCUCUCAAACAAUUGAUUAUUCAGAAUUGUCCAUUGCUAACACAACGGUGCAAAGAGAAGGAAGGAGAAGAAUUGUCCAAGAUUUCCCAUAUCCCUGAUAUAUUAAUAGAUGGCAAACGAACAAUAUUCAAGCCUAACCACUCUAAUUGA
Telopea speciosissima is the source of this 3693-nucleotide messenger RNA. RefSeq names its product putative disease resistance protein RGA4. The record is from RefSeq and is a predicted model, not a curated record. Bases 409 to 3693 code for a protein of 1094 amino acids. Lineage: Eukaryota; Viridiplantae; Streptophyta; Magnoliopsida; Proteales; Proteaceae. Gene Ontology annotation, biological process: defense response to fungus. The transcript has 4 exons. Gene Ontology annotation, molecular function: ADP binding.